CCAGGCCGUACGAGCUCUCGUCUGUGACGCUGCUACUAGGUUUUAUUUGAGACAACGCUGCUGGAGUAGAUUGCAGUUGUAGAAGGGGACCUACUUUACCCACUUUGCUGUGGCCUCUAAAUGAGCCUGCAGGAGGGGGGCUAGGGGCUGUCUCCUCAUAAGCCAAGAGGCGUUGCCUUUCCAGUCUAGCUUCAGGCGACCGGGAAAUGGCCGCGGCGACGGCCAUGGCUAUGGCCAUGCUGGCGGCGCUGGCGAUCCUCGUCCUCGUGCCGUCGGCGCGAGGGCUCAACCGCGCCGAGUUCCCGCCGGGGUUCCUCUUCGGCGUCGCGACGUCUGCUUACCAGGUCGAGGGCGCGUACCUGGAGGACGGCAAGGGCCUCAGCAACUGGGAUUUCUUCACCCACACAAACUCUAGGGGAAUCGAUGAUGGACGGAACGGGGACGUAGCGGAUGAUCACUACCACCGGUACAUGGAAGAUGUGGAGAUCAUUCAUAGUUUGGGUGUCAACUCCUACAGAUUCUCAAUUUCAUGGGCGAGAAUCCUACCAAGAGGCCGGCUUGGAGGCGUAAAUUCAGCUGGAAUAGAUUUCUACGACCGCCUCAUUGCUGCAGUCGUGCAGAAAGGGAUAGAGCCAUUUGUGACACUGCAUCACUUUGAUCUGCCGCACGAAAUGGAGACCCGAUACGGCGGUUGGUUGGGCGCCGGAAUCCGGGAGGAGUUCGACUACUACGCGGACGUGUGCUUCAAGGCGUUUGGUGACCGGGUGAAGUUCUGGGCGACGUUCAACGAGCCCAACCUGUUCACCAGGCUCGCCUACGUGCUGGGCAAGUACCCUCCGGCACGCUGCUCCGCGCCGUUCGGGACCUGCGACAGCGGGAACUCUCAUCGGGAACCCUACGUCGCGGCUCAUAACAUGCUGCUGUCACAUGCAGCUGCCGUCCACAACUACAAGAAGAAUUAUCAGGCAACGCAAGGCGGAUCUAUCGGGAUCGUGAUUGCAAUGAAAUGGUAUGAGCCGCUCACGAAUACCACGGAGGAUAUCCUGGCUGCACGACGUGCUUUGUCUUUUGAGGUAGAUUGGUUUUUGGAGCCGAUAUUCUUUGGUGAUUAUCCCAGAGAAAUGCAUGAGUUGUUAGCAUCCAACUUACCAAAGUUCACCUCGGAAGAGAAGAGCUUACUGCAGAAGAACAAGGCGGAUUUUAUCGGUGUAAACCAUUACACGACAAUUUAUGUCAAGGAUUGCAUCUCUUCUCCGUGCGACCUUAACACUUAUGAGGCUUAUGAGGGGAACGCACUAGUCCUAGCUACAGGCGAAAGAGAUGGCGUGGCAAUUGGGAAACCCACUGCAUUCGAUGGUUACUAUGUUGUUCCAGAGGGCAUGGAGCAGAUCGUCAAGUAUGUUAAUCAGAGAUACACGAACACACCUGUCUAUGUUACUGAAAAUGGUUACUCGCAAUACAGCAAUAACACUAUGGACGAAUUGAUGAAUGACGGUGAAAGAGUGAACUACCUACAGGGUUAUCUCACAUUUCUCUCUUCAGCAAUCAGGAAAGGAGCAAACGUGCGUGGCUACUUCGUAUGGAGUAUCAUCGACAACUUCGAGUGGACUUUUGGUUUCACGGUAAGGUUUGGACUGUAUCAUGUGGAUUAUGAAACGCAGAAGAGGACUCCAAAGAUGUCGGCGAAGUGGUACCGAGACUUCCUCAUGGGCUCUAGGCCGACCGACCAAGUGCAGACGUUAAGAGCAGAUUCGUGAUGGUUGCAGCCAUUACCUGUAAAAAGAAACUGUCAGAGGGAGUAGUAAUUAAGAAAAAAUGUUUGUUUACUUGCUUAUCUUGAAGAUUUCUAAUGGGAUUUUUACAUACUUCCUAACCUGGACAAGAGCAGAGCAUAGCCAUAUGCAUGACAUAGUUUGUACACCAUGACACAUGCUACUGAAUCCUUCUUCAGGAUCUGCUAUAUAGCAGGUCAUUGCAGUUCCUUACAACAUGCUGCAACAAAAAAA
Molecule: messenger RNA, 2006 nt
Organism: Triticum dicoccoides
Lineage: Eukaryota; Viridiplantae; Streptophyta; Magnoliopsida; Poales; Poaceae
Product: beta-glucosidase 16-like
Exons: 12
Coding region: 207-1757 (516 amino acids)
Biological process (GO): carbohydrate metabolic process
Molecular function (GO): beta-glucosidase activity
Source: RefSeq, a predicted model, not a curated record